Trifolium pratense (red clover) is the source of this 618-nucleotide messenger RNA. RefSeq names its product WAT1-related protein At2g37460-like. Lineage: Eukaryota; Viridiplantae; Streptophyta; Magnoliopsida; Fabales; Fabaceae. The transcript has 4 exons. Bases 1 to 618 code for a protein of 205 amino acids. The record is from RefSeq and is a predicted model, not a curated record. Gene Ontology annotation, molecular function: transmembrane transporter activity. Gene Ontology annotation, cellular component: plasma membrane.
AUGAACUUCUCAACAAAGUUGGCAAUGAACAACGGGAUGAGCAACUAUGUGUUUGUUGCAUAUCGCAACAUACCCGCAUGUCUGGUCAUUGCACCAUUUGCGGUUUAUCGUGAAAGGAGAGAAACUAUAAACAUAACUGCUAAACCAAGCCAAACAAAAAUAUUGGGCACAAUCAUAACUGUUUUAGGUACCUUGGUGAUGACUCUAGUUAAAGGUCCAGUCUUAUUUGGGAAGGUUGGAGCCAUUAGCCUUAGUCAUCACCAUAAUGGUUUCCAUACAAUUCUUGAAGUGGUGUUCAUCUUGUUAUCAACUCUAAGCAAUGCUACUUCAAACAUCUUUCAGGGUAUAUUUUGCUCGGGGCUAGAUUUUUACUUGCGAGGACAAGUAAUGCAAGCUAGAGGUCCCGUAUUCGGAACCAUGUUUAAUCCUGUGUGCAUGAUCUUGGUUGCUAUGUCAGGCUACUUCUUUCUUGACAAGCAACAAUUCUUAGGAAGGGUGAUAGGUGCACUAAUCAUCUGUUCGGGUCUCUACUUUGUUGUAUGGGGGACAAACAAAGAUAAUGAACUUAGGCGCCAAGCCCAAGAGAAUGCAAAUGCAAAUGCGGUGGCAAAUCCAUAG